Messenger RNA from Paramuricea clavata, 1853 nucleotides. The record is from the annotation of a GenBank genome assembly. NCBI's taxonomy places the organism in Eukaryota, Metazoa, Cnidaria, Anthozoa, Malacalcyonacea, Plexauridae.
AUGUCGAAACUUCUGAUCGCAGUGAAAACAGGAAAUUUUCAUGAAGUAAAACGGUUAGUUGAUCAUGGUGCUGAUGUGAAAGGUGAAAAUUAUUACGAUGUUAGUCCUCUUCACUCUGCAGCAUCAUCUGGUUCACUGAAGAUUGUCAAAUAUUUAGUUGACCAUGGUGCUGAUGUAAAUUGUGAAAAUCAUCGUGUUGGUAGUCCUCUUCACUCUGCAGCAUCAUCUGGUGCACUGAAGGUUGUCAAAUAUUUAGUUGAACAUGGUGCUAAUGUAAAUUGUGAAUCAUUUAUUAACGUUGGUUGUCCACUUCACUCUGCAGUAUUAUCUGGUUCACCGGAAAUUGUCAAAUAUUUAAUUGAACAUGGUGCUGAGGUAAAUGGUGGAUUCAUUAACGAUGACAACCCUCUUCACUCUGCAGUAUCAUCUGGUUCACUGGAAAUUGUCAAAUAUUUAGUUCAACAUGGCGCUGAUGUAAAUUUUGGAGUCUUUCACGUUGGCAGUCCAGUUCACUCUGCAGUACCAUCUGGUUCACUGGAAAUUGUCAAAUAUUUAGUUGAUCAGGGUGCUGAUGUAAAUUUUGAAUCCUUUUGCGUUGGUCGCCCUCUUCGCUCUGCAGCAUCAUUUGGUUCACUGGAAAUUGUCAAAUAUUUAGUUGAACAUGGUGCUAAUGUAAAUUUUGAAUUUUUUGACGUUGGUAGUUCUCUUCACUAUGCAGCAUCACGUGGUUCACUGGAAAUUGUCAAAUAUUUGAUCGAACAUGGUGCUAAUGUAAAUUUCGAAUCCCUUCUCUUUGGUAGUCCUCUUCACUCUGCAGCAUCAUCUGGCUCACUGGAAGUUGUCAAAUAUUUAGUUGAUCAUGGUGCUAAUGUAAAUUUUGAAUCCUUUAACCUUGGUAGUCCUCUUUACUCUGCAGCAUCAUCUUGUUCACUGGAAAUUGUCAAAUAUUUAGUUGAACAUGGUGCGAAUGUAUAUUGUGAAUCCCCUCACUUUGGUCGUCCUCCUUACUCUGCAGCAUCAGCUGAUUCACUGAAAAUUGUCAAAUAUUUAGUUGAUCAUGGCGCUAAUGUAAAUUUUGAAUCCUCUAUCCGCAGUAGUCCUCUUCACUUGCAGCGUCGUCUGGUUCACUGGAAAUUGUCAAAUAUUUAGUUGAACAUGGUGCUGAUGUAAAUUGUGAAGAGAGUAACGUUGGUAGUCCUCUUCACUCUGCAGUAUCAUCUGGUUCACUGGAAAUUGUCAAAUAUUUAGUUGAACAUGGUGCUAAUGUAAAUUUUGAAUUUUUUCACGUUGGUAGUCCUCUUCACUAUGCAGCAUCACAUGGUUCACUGGAAAUUGUCAAAUAUUUGAUCGAACAUGGUGCUAAUGUAAAUUUUAAAUCCCUUCUCUUUGGUAGUCCUCUUCACUCUGCAGCAUCAUCUGGCUUACUGGAAGUUGUCAAGUAUUUAGCUGAUCAUGGUGCUAAUGUAAAUUUUGAAUCCUUUAACCUUGGUAGUUGUCCUCUUCACUCUGCAGCAUCAUCUGGUUCACUGCAAAUUGUCAAAUAUUUAGUUGAACAUGGUGCUAAUGUAAACUGGGAAAACAGGCCGAAUAAACCUGUGAUUCACAAUGCUGUUAAGUUUGGUUCAUUGGAAACGGUUGAAUAUUUAGUUGAACAUGGUGCUGAACUAAUAAAUGAAGAAAAUCUUGACAUGUCCGCAAUUAUAUAUCUGGCUUGUGAAGGUGGAAAUGCGUCAGUUGUUGACUACCUUCUUCAACAUGGAGCGACUAAAGACAUGAAUAACUGGGAAUUGAAUAUUCCCUUACGUAUAGCAUGCCGGGAAGGUCAUACCACCGUAGUUCGAACAUUAUACUGA